Drosophila grimshawi is the source of this 918-nucleotide messenger RNA. RefSeq names its product troponin C-akin-1 protein (gene Tina-1). NCBI's taxonomy places the organism in Eukaryota, Metazoa, Arthropoda, Insecta, Diptera, Drosophilidae. The transcript has 4 exons. Gene Ontology annotation, molecular function: gamma-glutamylaminecyclotransferase activity. Bases 162 to 665 code for a protein of 167 amino acids. The record is from RefSeq and is a predicted model, not a curated record.
GGAGUUUUGCUUUCCACUUGUACGGUACGAUUUGCUACCAACCAAACAGCUUUUGCUGGAAUUUAAUAUAGCUCUCUUUUCCAUUGUAUAUUUUGUUCAUUUGUCUGCUCUGCUGAGCAUUUAAAAUCAUUUGCAAUUUUAAUAACACCAAAUAAGGAAAGAUGGGCCAAGUUAAGAAAGCUUCAUCCGCUCUGAGCAAAUUGUUUGUGUACGGAGCCUUGAAAUACGGCCAGCCGGGAAAUUCUAUAUUGGCCAGCACCGGCAAUGGCUAUGCCAAAUUUUGGUGUCGCGCAACAACCACACAAAAGUUGCCGCUGGUGAUUGCCACGCGCUACAACAUUCCCUUCCUGCUGAACAAACCGGGCAUCGGUUAUUAUGUAACCGGUGAGAUCUAUGAGGUUGAUGAUCGCAUGCUCAAAUCGCUGGACAGCAUCGAGGAUUGCCAGGAUAUUUACAAGCGAGAGCAGCAGGACAUGAACAUUGGCAUCGGCGAGGGCACCGUUCCCUGCUGGGUUUAUCUGCUGCAAAAGUAUCCCGAGAAGCUGUUGUCCUUGCCCUACUUGUCCGGCUAUGAGAAUACCACCGCACAACCCUAUAUAAUGCGCCAUCGUCGCACGCACAAGCAUCCUGCCCAGGAUGAUCUCAGCUACGAGGUGAAGAACUAAUAACGAAGCAAAAAAUGUGUUCAACAUACAAAAAAAGAAAGAAAAAAGGCGUAGCCAAUUAUUAAUAUUACCGAUAUUUGCAUUUGUAGCACGUAUAUACACAGACUUAAAACAAUAUUAAUAUGUACUCGUUACAUAUUGCCUAAUGAUAUAUUAUAUAUAUAUGUAUAUGCAUAGUAUAGAUCGUAGCGAACUGCUUGUAAUUUUAUAAGUUUCGACUAAAUAAAAUCAAUUCGAGUUUACACUUUGAAAA